Molecule: messenger RNA, 8714 nt
Organism: Arvicola amphibius (Eurasian water vole)
Lineage: Eukaryota; Metazoa; Chordata; Mammalia; Rodentia; Cricetidae
Gene: Patl2
Product: PAT1 homolog 2
Exons: 17
Coding region: 6617-8389 (590 amino acids)
Biological process (GO): deadenylation-dependent decapping of nuclear-transcribed mRNA; P-body assembly
Cellular component (GO): P-body
Molecular function (GO): RNA binding
Source: RefSeq, a predicted model, not a curated record
CUGGUGUGCUUAUGCCUGGACUUUGCUCACACAAAGAUAUGUGUAUGGAUCUCAUGUUAACGAAAGUCUAAUCCUUCUGCAUAUAUUUCUAUGCAAACUGGCUUUUAAGUAACCAUAUGUCAUGGAUACUGUUUCUCUGACAGUAUAGAUAUGUACUGUGUCUUUAUACUUUCAUAAUACUUUCUUAUAUACAUACAUCAUACUUUUUUAACAGAUGGGUUCUCACUAUAGAAGGUCAUGAAUGCUCAGAUGUCUUUCUGUUUGAGCCUCCUGAAUGCUGGGAUUAUCAGUUUCUAUACCACACCCAGUUUAGACCAUGCUUUUUUAAACCUAAUCCUUCAUUGGGGUAUUUCCAGUUUUUCCUUACUAUAGCCCAUCCUAUGUGUCAUGAAGCUGUCUUCCAGAGACUUUGUAGCAAGUUAUACUUCCCACCUUAAACCAAGAGAUCUACUUAGCUCCCUAUACCUUCCCUUGACGGUUAUUGCCACUGAAAAAUGGCCUUACUUUAAAUCUUUAAAGAUUGUUGUGUGAUAUUUUGAUCUCAUUCUGACACUCCAAAUAUGGCCAGUAAAAGUUUGUUUUGAUUCAGAGGGCAGAGCUAGCUACUGAAACGAAAGCGAAACCUUCCUAGCAAGCACGCACGGACAGCCUGUUUAUAUUGGGUUUCAAGGUCUGAGUUGGUGAGGACAGACUGACCAGGGCUCUUCCUCAAGAAAUAGGUCCUGCCAAGGUACAAACUCAGUUCUCUGGAUUCAGAGUCCAGAGCAUUAACAAUUAUUUGUUUGGAGGUAGCUACUAGCUGACCAAAAUUAGCCAUAGAGGUUUUGGAGGACUGAGGACAGAUAGGGCAGGGUGUAGAGAGGGGUCUUGGCCCUUUUGGUUCAAAUAAUGAGAGAGAGAGAGAGAGAGAGAGAGAGAGAGAGAGAGGAGGUCACUGGUGGCUUCUCCACUGCUUCUCUGAUCAUUUAGGUUCUUAUCCCAGUAGCUGACUCCCGAGUUUUUAUUGAUAAAUAGUAAUUAGAUAAAUGCUUAAUUUGGAACCCCAUGUGGGGUGUCAUUUGUAGUUGGGCUUUUCUUUGGGCCACCAGUUCAGAAAAAGUGAUGCAGAGAUUUGUAUUAAUUAUGAAAGCUCAGUCAAUAGCUUAGACUCGUUUUUAGCUAGCUCUUAUAACUUAAAUUAACCCAUUUCUAUUAAUCUAUGUGCUGUCCCAGGCUCAUUUACCUCACCUACAUAUUAUAUCUCAUCUACAUACUGUACAUCCUGCUUCCUGUCUCCUUGUAUCUCCACCUUUCUUCUUCCCAGUGUCCUCUGUGCCUGGAAAUCCUGCCUAGCUACUGGCCAUUCAGCUUUUUACUAAACCAAUCAGAGUAACACUUCUUCACAGUGUAUGAAAAGAUUAUUCCACAACAAAAGGUGAUUGUUGGGCAGCUUAUGUAUGCUCUUUGCAUUUCUGUUUGCGAAUUUCCUAUCUAUGGUACUAUUAGCCAAAACCCCUGGCUACUGAAAAUGGACACUGGUGUGUGUGUGUGUGUGUGUGUGUGUGUGUGUGUGUGUGUGUGUGUGUGUGUCUGUGUGUCUGUGUGUGUGUGUGUGUGCACGCACACACAAAUUUGACAUAGGGUGUCAUGUAGCCCAGACUGGCUUUGAAUUGAUCUUCUGGCCCUUAAGUUCUAAGUGCUGGGUUACAAGUGUGGAUGCCACAUUUGGCUGAAUGUUUUGUUUAUUUGUUUUUGAGGCAGGGUGUCACUAUGUAGCCCUGGCUGGCCUAGCACUUGCUAUGUAGACCAGGCUGACCUCAAGUUCACAGAGACCUACUUGCCUCUGCCUCCCAAUUGAUAUAGCACAAAAAGAAUUUAUUUAAAGAAUAUUUGUAAUGAUAAGGGACCGGGUGGAACAGGUAGAUUCAUAUUCUGUAUUAUAAAGACAUACUUGUUCUCUGUAUCUUAACACACACACACUGUUAAUGAAUUGUUUGUUCUGAGUUAUACACACACACACACACACACUCGCCACCAGAUGCCCUCAAUACAGGUAGAAACAAACUAAACUUGGCCUUUCAAGUUCCCAGGCCCAAACAUCCCCAGAAUGAGAGAAGGGGCUUGAAGGAAUGACAACAAGAGAGGCAUCCCAAGUCUCAGAAAUGUGAUUAGCCACCCAAACAGGGGCAACACCAAGCUCUGUGCCCCCACCCACCUCCUCCCUGUGGAUUCUGCUGCCUGGAGAUGGGAGACAGGCAGUUUUUAAGGUUUUGUUAGCCUACUGCCUUCUCGGAUUACUGAUUCUCAACAGAGCCUGAUUUGAAGAUUCAAGUCUGGCCUCUGCUGAUCUGCCUCGGUGAUAAUAGGUAUCAUGAGCCCCAGUCUGCAUAUUCUGGAGACUCUACUGGGAGGGCUCUGGGACUCCCCAGUAAGUCACUGAGUUAGCAUGGAGUCCUGAUCAGCGCCUGGACUUGGGGCCUCUGGAGUUAUAAAUGGGGGUGGGGUGGGGCCACUCCCUUAAUCCUAGCACUCCGGAGGCAGAGGCAAAGUUAGCAAACAAUUUCGCUAGAGGACUUUUCCUUCCUCUACUCCCUGACACUUGACACAGCUUCCUUCUGAACAGCUAAACCUUUGCACUUUUAGUUUGGUUCCAGGGAUAAGACUCCCCUGACCUCUGGUUUAAAAGCCCUUCCUGUUCCAUUCCCAUCCCUGGGUUAUGGUCUCUAUGGCCUCCCUUUCUGUACUGUUUGGUUUAUUUCAGGGAGCUCUGUCAGAACGGUGGUGCAGCCUCAGUUCCUGGGGACAGUCCCUUGAGGCAUGUUCUGGUGAGCUGAACAGGCCAUUAUGUUUAUGCUGCUAUUAAAAACACACCCGUGCCCCACACUCGGGCGGAGAGAGGAAUAUAAGGGGGUAGAGACAGGAACUGAGUGGAUGUGGAGUCUUCAGGAUUCGUGGAGACCGGAUCUCACCCAUUUUCCGUCUGAUGUAGAAGGAAGAGCCAGGGGCUGGCUGCUUUGCUUUUCUGAUCUUUAGGUUGAACCCAAUAUCUGUUUAUGGAUUUUUAUUAUUCGUGCUACCGCUUUGGAAGUCUGACCUCGAAUUGCUUAUUUUUUUUAAAAGAUUUAUUUAUUUAUUAUGUAUACAACAUUCUUUCCAUGUAUGCUUGCAUGCCAGAAGAGGGUACCAGAUCUCAUUAUAGAUGGCUGUGAGCCACCAUGUGGUUGCUGGGAAUUGAACUCAGGACCUCUGGAAGAGCAGUCAGUGCUCUUAACCUCUGAGCCAUCUCUCCAGCCCUCGAAUUGCUUAUUUUAAGCACAGUGAAGUACAGCACAGUUUAGUGAAAACUGUUCUUGUGAUAAUUAACUCAAUGCAGCAUGCACAACAAAGCAUACAUUAAUCUCCUUGAGAAACAGAUCAUGCGCGAAAUCAUCCAAACUCUCUGUAAAGUCCAUGAAGAUUUUCUAGGAAAAACAAAUUUAUGUGUGAGGGCCUGGGAGAGAGAGGGUCCAGUGCUGGAAAACCUCUAGCCCCACAGAUAAAGCAAAAGCACUUGAGUAAUAAGCAUGUCUGCUCCAGUCUUCUGGCAGAACAGCUUUUGCAUUCCUUCCCUUGAAGGAACAGCCCUGUGUGUUUAACAUUCCAGGCUCUCCUAGAGCAGAGGUUCUUAUCCUUCCACCCUUUAAUACAGUUCCUCAUGUUGUGGUGACUCCCAACCAUUGCUUUCAUUAUUACUUCAUAACUCUAUUUUUGCUAUUGUUAUGAAUAAUAAUGUAAAUAUCUGAUAUGCAGGAUGGUCCUAGGAAACCCCUAUAAAAGGGUCAUUUGACCUUGACCUCCACCCCUAUCACCCCCACCCCUUUACCCCCCUCCACCAUAGGUCUCAACCUAUGAGUUGAGAAACACUGUCUAGCACACACCUGUGAGAACAAAGGCUUCAUGUCUCUAAAUAUUCCCUCUAGCGAGGCCACACCUCCUAGCCACCAACCAGACAUCAAGUAUUCCAGACAUCAAGUAUUGAAAUGCCUAAGACUUAACUAUAAUACCUCAUUCAAACCACCACAACAGUUUUUAGGAUGUUAACCUGAUGCCUUCUCAAGCUGCUGACUGCAAAGAGCAACUUGCACAAUCCUCUCCGGUCUUUGCUCCUUGACUUCUAUGGUAACAGGUAUCGUGAGCUCUGGCUAGUAUUCUGAAUACAUCUAGUUGUUAGAAUUAGAUAUAACUAGGGUGGGAGCUGGGGAGACGGCUCAGCUGGUAAAGUGAGUUCAGAUCCCUAGCACCUACAUCAAUGCUUGACACUGUAGUGCAUGUCAAUAACCCCGGGGCUGGGAGGGUUACAGACAUAGAACAUCUGUGAGUCAUAUCCAGGAUGCCUGCUCUCUAGGCAGGCUAGCCAACAUAGAGAGCUGCAGGUUCUAUGAGGGACUGUCACCAAAAAUGAGGUGUAGAAUGAUAGAGGAAGACACCUGACAUGAGUCUCUGUCCUCUACACAUGCGUACUUGGGUGUGUACCCACCCCAUCCCUCUGCAACCUGUACACACACCAAAGGAAAAAGUCACAGAGAUGAAGUUGGGGGUAGGUCAGUAGUAGAACACUUGUCUAACAUGCACAAGACCCUGGGUUCAAACCUUAACAUUUAAAAAUUAAUAAAUAGAUUACUUUAAUCAUUCAGUUUCUCUUUAGAAUUAAACACUUGGAGAAAGGCUUUAAGGGGCAGAGGCUGAGGAAGGAAUUAUGGUCUAUGGUUUUAGCUCUGAGUACAGUAGUCACUGUGGACUGAGAGUUCUCUGUCAACUUGGGCAAACCCAUCUCUUCUAGCUUGAGAUCCCCUGGCAGGAUGAGCAGUGUGAACCGGCCUGUUCCCGUGACUAGUAUUGUUCUGCCAUGGUGCUCUAGGACAAUUACUCCCACCAGCCAGAUCCCCACAACCUCACUGGAGAUUAGUUACCAGCUUGUAGGUAGAGCAAAAUGGGUUUCUAGAUUUCUAUCACACGGCUGCAGAAAGCCGAACUUCCAAGCCAAGGUGGUGGUGGUGCACACCUACAAUUCAAUAUUUGGAAGGCUGAGACCUGAGGAUCCUGAGAUUAAGACCAGACUGGGCUACAUAGGGAAUUACAGGUCAAAGUCAGUUCCAUAGCAAGACCUUGUCUCAUAAAACCAAAGAUUCACUUGCCCAGAACUUUUACAAAUGGAGCAGUUAAAUAUUGAUAAUAGAAAGUGUGGGGGCUGAAGAAACAGCUCCGGCUCUGUGGGUAAGAGCAUUGUGUGGGAACACAGGGGCACCUGAGUUCAACUCCAAAUAAAAUUUGGCUGUGGCUGCAUGUGCCUAUAACUCCAGUGUUGGAGGUCGAUACAGGAAGUUCACAUGAGCUCAAUGGCCCACCAGCCUAGCAGAAAUGGCUAGCCCCAGGCUCAAUGAGAGAGCUUGUCUCAAAAAAGACAGAGUGACAGAAGACACCCAACAUCUUCCUUUGUCCUCCCCAUGAGCACAUUCAUCUGAACACAUGUGAACAGUGCAUGCACAAACGCGCGCGCGCGCACACACACACACACACAAUGAAAAUUUUAAUGUGUUGAGCUAUAAAUCACUAGAGAAUUACUUGACUGGGUAUUUAAUACAUGUUUGAAAAGCAAAGUAUCUUUUCUUAUUUAUAUAGUCACCUUUCUCAUAAUGUAACCGGAAGCAUAUAUGGAGAGAAACGGUAAGAACUUUGAGAUUUGGGGGAGAGGGGUUGUUUGCGUGGUUUUUGUUUGACACUGUCUUAUGUAGCCCAAACUGGUCUUCAACUCUCUACAUAGUUAUAGUGACCUUGAAUUCUCAAUCCUCUUGCCUCCUCCUUCCAAGUGCUGGGGUUAGAGGUGUGUACCACUAUGCCUGGAUUGGAGACUUCUGUAACCCAGGCCGUGUUCAAGCUAGACAAGUGUUCUAACAACCAGGCUACACCUCCAGCUCCUUGUGGAAUUUUAAAAAGAAUGUUUAAACAUUUAUUUGUUUCUGUUGUAUGUAUAUGCACACGCGUGUGUUCAUGCUCACGCCCUGGUGUAUGUGUGAAGAGAUGGGGGGAAACUUGCAGGAAUCAAGUUUUACCACGUGGGACCCCGGGGAUUGAACUCAGGCCAUCAGGCUUGGCAGCAGCACAUUUACUCACAGAGUGUCUUUCCAGUCUCCCAUUUUUUGGUAUGUUUAAGGAUUCAUUUACUCAAAUUCUUUGCCUUAUCUGGAAUUUACUUUGGCAUAAAUAUCUUCAGUAUUGUUUCACUUUUUGAGGUGAAAUUUAUGUUUUUCUUAAAGCUUCAUGAUGAGGUGUUAUCAUUAUGUUCUUAGCCAUGUUCUGGGGACCACAUGGAGGGAGGCAUGGCUGGAGGACGACACAGCCGGGUGGCAGCUGCAACCUAAAUAACAAAUGCUCCAGAGACCACGAAUUAUCUGGGAGUAACAUUGCAAUGGGGAUUCCAUGUCAGAGUCAAUGAUAGUGAGGACCACUGGCCCUGUGCUACCACACCUGACUAAGAAUUUUCUUAUUAGCGUUCUCAUACUUCUACACCACCUCAGCCGUGAAGCAUGCUGGCCCUUUAACAGGUGAGCAGGAGGCAGAGUCUUCAAAAGCUAGAAGAAACAAGCAGGGCCUGGCUGCCAUGGCUAACCUACGUGGGAAGGACAGCAGCAGUCACGUGGUUUCCCUUCUAGAGGCUUCUCUAUCAGUGAGGGACACGACUGGCAAGGAAUCCCACCAGGCUGCCGAGAUGAAAUGUCUUGAAGGUAUUACCACGUGGGCCGAGUGUCUACAGAAAAUGUCCAGAAGUCCACAGGCAAGAGGCCUGCAUUUACACCAGAGGCCAAGCAAGUUCUUUGUUCCCCUGGCUCCUGAAGAAGGCUCAGUAUCUGCCUUCCACCUGGAGAAAGUGGAAGAGGAGAAUGAAGAGGAAGAUGUGUGUUCAGAUCAGGCCCCAUAUGUGGAGGAGGAAAGGAAUGAUCUCGGGGAUCCAGCUAUACUGAGUGUCAUCCAAAAUACCCAAGUACCACGGCAGAGAGGCCUGCACGGUUCCUCUGGAGCCGAGGCCCUUGGUACCCUGGGGAUGUCACAAGCCUCCUUGCGUUUUCUGUGCCAGCCUGCAUUCUCAAGAGCCAGCUUUCCAGCCCACCACAUGGGACCUCACCAGCCUUCACCGGAUCCUCUUCUGUCCUACAACCCACUGACCCUGUGCCCCCCUAAACUCAGCCUUCCCAGUCAUCUGACGCAGCUCCACCCUCAGCACCAAAGGAUCCUACUGCAGCAGAGGAGUCAAACCGUGAGUCUCCUAGCCAAGAAGCCUUGGUCUCUGAAGCCAGACACCUAUGCUAACCUCAUGACCCGAAAAGAGAAGGACUGGGUGAUAAAGGUGCAGAUGGUUCAGCUGCAGAGUGAGAACCCUCGCUUGGAUGACUAUUACUACCAGGAGUACUAUCAGAAGCUGGAGAAGACACAGGCAGACAAAGAGCUGCUUCGGCAGAGGAACAGGGCUGAGUCUCUCAAGCUGGUCACACCUCACACCCAGAAGGCAGAAGUUUAUGAGUCAGUGGUACGAAUUGAGGGUUCCCUGGGCCAGGUAGCUGUAUCAACAUGUUUUAGCCCUCGCCGAGCUAUUGAUGCCGUAUCUCACAGAACUCAAGAGCAGGAUACGGGAGCAGCAAGCAGUCAGAGGCUCCGAGUGCUCUCCCUGAUUGAGAAGAUGUUCCUUCAGUUGCUAGAGAUAGAGGAGGGCCAGAAUGAUGGGUUUCCACAGCUCUACCACUCGGGGGAACAGAGCAACCAGGUGGAGAAGCUCUUUCAGGCCUUAAAGACCCAGGGGCAGGACAACCUGGAAGAGACAGCAGAUAGCCUUCUGCAGGUGCUGUCUGUGAGGAAAGGGAAAAUUCUGGUGGCUCGGCUGCUCCCCUUCUUGCCCCACAAUCAAGCCGUUAGCCUUCUCCUGUACAUCACCUACCACCUGCCUUUCCUGAUCCUGAGGGACAUGGCUGACCAGGCUCUACACAUUCUAUUCAAGCCUCUGGGAAAAUACAUCCGUUAUUUGAGCUUUCAUCAGCUCCUCCGUGGACUUCAAGGUCUAAUGUUGCUGCCCCCCGGCACCUCAGAGCGGCCAGUCUCUGUGGUGCUUCAGAAUCAGUUUGGGAUAUCUCUGCUUUAUGCCCUGCUGAGUCAUGGAGAGCAGCUGGUGUCCCUGGAUUCUUCCCUCCAAUCCAGCAGUGACCGUGCAGCCUGGACAGACUUGGUGAUUCUAGUUGCAUGGGAGAUAUCUCAGUUGCCCACGGCAUCCCUGGCAGAGCCCCUAGCCUUCCCCAGGAACCUGCUUCCCCUCUUCUGCCAUCACAUGGACAAACAGCUCGUGCAGCAGCUGGAAGCCAGAAUGGAGCUUGCCUGUAUCUACUGAUUUAUUAGUUCUUGAACUUACGUGUGAGAAGCUGAAAUCUCAGAAAUAAAACUACAUCACAUCACCUUCCUACAGUGAUACAGUCCAAGUCAUUUCCUAUACUUUCUUAUGUUGGAGGACCCUGCCAUAUUGUCAUAGCCCUUCUUAAAAGCUAAGUGACUUGCCUAAAAUUAAGGCAUGACUUUAGGUAUAAUUAAAGAAACAUCAAAUGAUAUGUUGAAACUUGUUUGUAAGUUUAGAAUUACAAUGAAGACCAUUUUUGUGAGUGUGUCAAUAUAAGGGGCAAGGCCUUGUUAUAUGUAAUAAAAAUGUAAUUUGGAACGUU